Messenger RNA from Hyposmocoma kahamanoa, 1731 nucleotides. Its product is annotated as fumarate hydratase, mitochondrial-like. Gene Ontology annotation, biological process: malate metabolic process; tricarboxylic acid cycle; fumarate metabolic process. The record is from RefSeq and is a predicted model, not a curated record. Gene Ontology annotation, cellular component: mitochondrion; tricarboxylic acid cycle heteromeric enzyme complex. Lineage: Eukaryota; Metazoa; Arthropoda; Insecta; Lepidoptera; Cosmopterigidae. Gene Ontology annotation, molecular function: fumarate hydratase activity. The transcript has 10 exons. Bases 5 to 1507 code for a protein of 500 amino acids.
GGCGAUGACUUCAUCAGUUAUCAAACUGUCUAGGCUAGUAAAUGUUCAUUUACAUAAAUGUCCUUGGGCUUCUCGCCCCUUUGACAGUUACUAUUUUUCUACUACGAAUAAUUCUAAGCGAAAAGAAAAAGAUACAAUGGGCGAGCUUGAUGUACCCGACGACAAAUUGUAUGGUUGUCAAACCGCCAGGUCUAUUAUGAACUUUCCUAUUGGCGGCAUUGAAGAAAGAAUGCCGUAUCCAGUAAUUGUUGCUUUCGGUGUAUUGAAAAAAGCUGCCGCAAAAGUAAAUAUAGAAUUUGGAUUAGAUAAGAAGAUUGCGGAAGCAAUUAUGAGUGCAUGUGAUGACGUGAUUUCCGGAAAGUUGUAUACUGAAGGUCACUUUCCCCUGGUCAUUUGGCAGACUGGUUCUGGUACACAGUCAAAUAUGAACACUAACGAGGUGAUUGCAAACAGAGCCAUUCAAGCUAUGGGAGGAAAGUUAGGCAGCAAAGAUCCCGUACACCCGAACGACCAUGUCAAUAAGUCUCAAAGUUCCAACGAUACUUACCCUACGGCCAUGCAUAUUGCUGUGGCUUUGGAAAUCCGUGACUGCCUCAUGCCUGGCUUAGUGGCUCUCAAGGAUACAUUAGAAACUAAAUCAAAAAGUUUUAGUAAAAUUAUAAAGAUUGGCAGGACUCAUUUGAUGGACGCCGUACCGUUGACUCUUGGACAAGAAUUUAGUGGUUACGUUCAGCAACUGACUUAUGGCAUUGACAGAGUGUGUUCUACUCUACCCAGAUUGCACUUACUAGCUUUAGGUGGUACGGCAGUUGGCACUGGCCUAAAUACCCGAAUUGGUUUUGCAGAGAAAUGCGCUGCUGAAAUUUCAAAAAUUACAGGACUUCCAUUUGAAACGGGGCCUAAUAAAUUUGAGAUGCUAGCAGCUCACGAUGCGAUGGUGGAAGUAUCUGGCGCUCUCAAUGUUAUCGCAGUUUCCCUAAUGAAAAUCGUGAAUGACAUAAGAUUGCUUGCGUCGGGACCUCGGUGUGGUCUAGCCGAGAUUUUAUUGCCAGAAAAUGAACCAGGUUCAUCAAUUAUGCCAGGUAAAGUCAAUCCAACACAAUGCGAGGCUCUAACAAUGAUAGCUGCUCAGGUAAUGGGAAAUCACGUGGCUUGUACAAUAGGAGGUAGUAACGGACAUUUCGAGCUUAACGUGUUCAAGCCUAUGAUUGUUGCAAACGUUCUGCGGUCGAUUCGGUUGAUUGGCGAUGGAUGCCAGGCAUUCAAUAAAAACUGUGCAAUAGGUAUUAAAGCGAAUGAGGCAAGGAUAACAAAGAUUAUGACUGAGUCUCUAAUGCUGGUAACUGCACUAAAUCCACACAUUGGCUACGAUAAGGCUGCACACAUAGCAAAAACGGCGCAUAAAGAGGGUGGAAACCUUAAAGAUACAGCUGUUAAACUAGGAUACUUAACAGAGACGCAAUUUGAUGAGUGGGUACGACCCCAGGACAUGCUGGGACCAAAAUAAAUAUACACAUGGUUUCGAUCAUUGAAUACAGAGAUUAGUAGAGUAAAACAAAAUGUAGGCACAGAGUUAAUUUUAGUUUUACCAUCUUUAUAGGUAUCAUUCAAUACUUAUAGAUUUACCUGAGAAAUUAAAGAAUGAUCGUGUUAAUUUCCAAAAUGAUAUUUAUAUCGCCUUAUGCUUGUGCUUAUUUAUUUAAUACCAUUCUGAACUUUUUUUACUAUUUG